Molecule: messenger RNA, 4197 nt
Organism: Penicillium angulare
Lineage: Eukaryota; Fungi; Ascomycota; Eurotiomycetes; Eurotiales; Aspergillaceae
Product: cleavage/polyadenylation factor CFT1
Exons: 9
Coding region: 1-4197 (1398 amino acids)
Cellular component (GO): nucleus; mRNA cleavage and polyadenylation specificity factor complex
Molecular function (GO): protein binding; nucleic acid binding
Source: RefSeq, a predicted model, not a curated record
AUGCAGUGCUAUACAGAGCUUUUACCCCCGAUGGGGGUCACCCAUGCUCUUGCACUUCCUUUUUUAUCAUCUACGGCUGCCAACCUGGUUGUGGUUCGCUCAUCGUUGCUUCAGGUGUUUUCACUACGCAAACCUUCAUCGGAAAACAUUGGGACCCACUCAUCCCUCUCCCAUUUAUCCGAGCCCAAACUCGUUCUAGAGAAGGAGUAUUCUUUGCCAGGAACUGUAACGGACCUGAAUCGAGUUAAAAUCCUGAAUUCAAAGAGUGGAGGAGAGGCGAUUUUACUGGCUGUUCGAAAUGCCAAACUCAGUCUGAUUGAGUGGGAUCCCCAGCGUCAGAAUAUUUCCACAGUCUCAAUCCAUUACUAUGAGCGAGAUGACUUGACCCGCAGUCCCUGGGUGCCAGAUCUCAGUUCUUGCGGUAGCAUACUUAGCGUGGACCCUAGUAGCCGAUGUGCGGUUUUCAACUUUGGUGUCCGCAACCUAGCUAUCCUGCCUUUUCAUCAAGCAGGGGAUGAUCUAGUGAUGGAUGAUUACGACCCAGACUUGGAUGGCGAACGCCCUGGCCAAACAAAGAAGAUAGAAGAGGCCCAAAUUGUUAAAAACAAGGACGGCAACGCCCAUGCCACCCCUUAUGCUGCCUCUUUCGUCCUACCUCUGACAGCUUUGGAUCCUUCGUUGUUGCAUCCUGUCAGCCUAGAGUUUCUCUACGAAUACAGAGAACCGACAUUCGGCAUUCUGUACUCCCAGGUUGCAACCUCCACAUCUCUUGUUCAUGAGAGAAAGGAUAUUAUGUUCUACACAGUUUUCACGCUAGACCUCGAGCAGCGGGCUUCAACGACGCUCCUUUCUGUCUCUCGACUUCCCAGUGAUUUGUUCAAGAUCGUGGCACUACCACCCCCCGUGGGAGGUGCUCUGCUCAUUGGAACUAAUGAAAUUGUACACGUGGACCAGGCUGGCAAAACAAACGCCGUUGGGGUGAAUGAAUUCUCUCGCCAAGUCUCAUCCUUUUCCAUGAGUAAUCAAUCCGACUUGGGUUUCCGCCUAGAAGGAUGUAUAGUGGAACGAUUAGGUGGAAAUAGCGGCGAUAUUCUUAUUGCGCUUGCUUCGGGCGACGCGGCGCUAAUUAAAUUCAAAUUAGAUGGUCGGUCUGUGUCGGGCAUGUCUAUUCACUCAUUGCCGGCUCAAGCAGGUGGAGAUAUUAUUAAAUCGCCUGCCUCCUGUUCAACCUGCUUCAACGAUGGCAAUGUUUUCAUUGGUAGCGAAGACGGGGACUCAGUGCUAAUUGGGUGGACUCACUCGGCUUCAGGCAAAAAAUCCCGAUCGGAAAUUAAGCAGAUAUCCAAUGGAGCUGAUGAUCUAUCUGAAGAUGAUCAAAUGGAUGACGAUGGAUAUGAGGACGAUCUAUAUUCCUCACUCCCAGAAUGUGUUCAAUCUGACGCACGCACAGAAACAGAGGCUUCGACACCUGAAUACUAUCGCCUUCAAUUGAACGAUCGGCUCUGCAGUAUCGGCCCUCUGCGUGAUAUCACCCUAGGCCAAGCUAAUCGAGCCUCGGAUACUGCUACCAGUCAGUCCGGCGACGAAGAUGCGUCUACCGGGUUGGAGCUGGUUGCAUCGCAAGGCUCUGGCGGAGCCGGUGGGCUUGUCGUUAUCAACAGGGAGCUUGAUCCCUUGACAAGAAGUUCCUUUGAAAGUAAUGACGUUGAUGGAGUGUGGUCAGUCUCAAUGGCCACCGGCAAAAAAGACCCUUCGCUCGUAGUAGAUUCGGAUAUAGACGCCCCUCGUCAAUAUGUGAUCACCUCACGACUGGUCGACGCAGACAGAGAAGCAUCAGAAAUCUUGGCGGUGGAGGGACAAUAUUUGAAGCCCAUAAAAGCCGCCGAUUUCAACCCAAAUGAUGACAUUACCAUCGACAUUGGUCUACUGGCAGAUGAAACUCGUCUUGUGCAGGUUCUUCGCAACGAGGUUAGAAUUUAUGACAAAGACUUGGAACUAGCACAGAUAUAUCUCAUUUGGGAUGAAGAGACUGAUGAAGAGCGCCAUGCUGUGAGCGCGAGCUUUGCCGAUCCCUUCUUGGCUAUUCUACGAGAUGACUGUUCCCUGCUAUUGCUUCAAAUGGAUGCCAGCGGGGAUCUUGAUGAAGUGUCACUCCCAGAAGAAUUAUCCAAUAUUGCAUGGCAUUCCGCCUCUCUCUACCAAGACAGGUAUCAAUUUUUCAACCCCCUACAAGGGUCAAACACAGCCCAGGCUCAAGGAAACGCCCUUCUGUUUCUACUGAGUCCAGAAUACAAGCUCUCGUUAUUUGACGUACCGAAUAUGAAACUUUUAUCCGUUAUCGAAGGCGUCGACUGCUUACAGCCAGUCUUGUCGAGAGAUCCACCUCGAAAGUCGAAUGUGCGAGAGACUUUGAAAGAGAUUCUAGUGGCUGAUCUUGGCGAUGCCUCCGUUACUGAGCCAUUUUUGAUUAUACGAACUGUCAACGAUGACCUGGCUGUUUACAAGCCAGUAUUAACCCCACCGGAUGCAGAAGAUGGACAAUCAAAGCUCCAGUUCUUCCGAGAACCCCACCAUACUCUCGCUAAGAUUACUUCCCCUUCAUCGCCCGAGCGUGACGAUCAGAGUCACAGUCGCGCAAGGCCUUUGCGGGCUCUGUCAAAUAUUUCAGGCCUCAGCACAGUGUUCAUGCCAGGUUACUCGGGAAGAUUUCUCGUAAGGACAGCAAAGAGCCCGCCGCAUGUGGUUCGCCUCCGAGGUGAAUUCACACGAUGGCUCAGUGGCUUUGACUCACCAGCCCUCGGUUGUGAACGCGGCUUUAUCUAUGUGGACUCUGAGCACACGAUUCGAGCUUGCCAACUACCUCCAGAUACCCAGCUUGAUUACCCCUGGAUCCUACGAAAAAUUCCAUUAGAUGAGCAGGUCGACUUCUUAACUUAUGCCACUGCAUCUGAAACCUAUGUCGUUGCCACCAGCUCUCCUGUAGGCUUUAAGCUACCUGAGAACGAUGAACUGCAUGCCGAAUGGCGCAAUGAAGCGAUAUCAUUCCUUCCUGAAGUUCCUCAGAGUUUCAUUAAAGUCGUCAGCCCACAGACCUGGGAGGUUAUCGACAGUUAUCCACUUGAGGCUGCCGAACAUGUGACAGCGGUAAAGAAUGUGAAUUUGGAGGUGUCAGAAAACACACACGAACGUAAGGAUUUGAUCGUCGUGGGCACAUCAAUCACCAGGGGUGAAGAUAUUCCAGCCCGAGGUUGCAUCUACGUUUUUGAUGUGAUUGAAGUCGUCCCGGAACCAGGAAGACCGGAAACAGGCCGCAGACUCAAACUUGUCGGCAAGGAAUCUGUCAAAGGUGCAGUGACCGCCUUGUCCGGCAUUGGUGGCCAAGGAUUUGUGAUUGUGGCCCAAGGACAAAAAUGCAUGGUGAGAGGUCUUAAAGAGGACGGAAGCCUUCUUCCUGUGGCCUUUAUGGACCUGCAAACCUAUGUUAAUGUCGCGAAAGAGCUCAAGGGCACGGGCAUGUGUAUCCUGGGAGAUGCAGUCAAGGGACUUUGGUUCGCAGGCUAUUCGGAGGAACCCUACAGAAUGACUCUCUUCGGCAAAGACCCGGAGUAUUUAGAAGUCGUGGCUGCAGAUUUUCUUCCAGAUGGAAAUAAGCUGUACAUUCUAGUCGCAGACAGUGACUGUACUCUGCAUGUACUGCAAUAUGACCCAGAAGACCCCAAGUCCUCAAAUGGAGACCGGCUACUCAAUAGAAGCAAGUUCUAUGCAGGAAACUUCGCUUCAACGGUCACAUUAUUGCCCCGCACAGCUGUUUCGUCUGAACUCAUCGAACCUACCACAGAAGAUGAAAUGGAUGUUGACCAAACGAUCUCGACAUACAAUGUUCUGAUCGCCUCACAGAACGGCUCCUUAGCCUUGGUGACGACCGUCGCGGAGGAGUCCUACCGUAGACUAUCUGCUUUACAAUCUCAAAUGAUCAACACAGCUGAGCACCCCGGUGGCUUGAAUCCUCGUGCGUUCCGAGCCGUUGAAAGCGACGGGGCUUCCGGCCGAGGAAUGGUGGAUGGAACUUUGCUUCGGCAGUGGUUGAGUUUAGGAAAGCAGCGCCAGGUGGAUAUUGCAGGUCGUGUUGGCGCGACGGAGUGGGAGAUCCGUGCCGAUCUCGAAGCCAUUAGUGGAGAUGGACUAGGGUAUCUUUAG